AUGUGGACCCAGGUUCUGCUUCUGUGCUCGGGGAUCCUGCUGGUGGGCGGAGAGGCCGGCGCUCAGCAUUCAGCCCCGGCCUCUGGGAUCCAGGGCCCCGCGCUCCCCAUCCUGGCAAAGCACAAACCCAACAGCUCGAUUCCUCCGCCCCCCCCGAUGUGCUCCCAGCCGGCCGGGAUCCGAGCCGCCUUCAAAUACGUCAACACCUUUGUUUCAGUGGUGGUGUUCGGAGUGGGGAUGGUGGGGAACUCGGUCCUGCUGCGGAUCAUCUACGCCAACAAGAGCAUGAGAAGUGGGCCCAACAUCCUCAUCGCCAGCCUGGCCUGCGGGGACCUGAUCCACAUCGUGAUAGACCUGCCCAUCAACACGUACCGGCUGAUGGCAGAAGACUGGCCCUUCGGCCUGGUGCUGUGCAAACUGGUGCCCUUCGUCCAGAAGACCUCGGUGGGGAUCACUGUGCUGAGCCUGUGCGCUCUGAGUGUGGACAGGUACCGUGCCAUCGUGUCUUGGAGACGAGUCAAAGGCAUGGGCGUCUCCGCGUGGACGGCGCUCGAGAUCGCUCUCAUUUGGGGGAUCUCCAUCCUGCUGGCGGCGCCUGAAAUUGUCGGCUUUGAUUUGGUCAGUCUGAAGUACAAAGACCAGGACUUGAGGAUCUGCCUCCUGCACCCGAAUCAGCGCUCAGGUUUCAUGCAGCUUUACAAGUCUGUGAAGGACUGGUGGCUCUUUGGCUUCUACUUCUGCAUGCCGCUGGCGUGGACCGCAGUCUUCUACACUCUGAUGACCAGGGAAAUGCUGAGGAGCGGCGAGAGCACUCUGAGCGAGCGCACCAAGCAGAGGAAGGAAGUGGCCAAAACCGUCUUCUGCCUGGUGCUGGUCUUCGCCAUCUGCUGGUUCCCCCUCUACCUCAGCCGCAUCCUCAAGUCCACCAUCUACGACCAGGAGGACCGCAAUCGCUGCCACCUCUUGAGCAUCUUCCUGCUGCUGGACUACUUUGGCAUCAACAUGGCCUCCCUCAACUCCUGCAUCAACCCCAUCGCCUUGUACGUGGUCAGCAACAGAUUUAAGGGCUGUUUCAAGGCGUCUCUGUGCGGUCGCUGUCCUGCGGCUGCAGACAAAGUCGCCGCGGCCUCCAAGCGUGUGCCGCAGGAACACCCCUCCGAGCCCAGCAGCAAAGUCCCGCAGCCGGCGGGGCAGAGCUGGCCGUGCUGA
Synchiropus splendidus (mandarinfish) is the source of this 1209-nucleotide messenger RNA. Its product is annotated as endothelin receptor type B-like. The record is from RefSeq and is a predicted model, not a curated record. Gene Ontology annotation, cellular component: membrane. The transcript has 7 exons. NCBI's taxonomy places the organism in Eukaryota, Metazoa, Chordata, Actinopteri, Syngnathiformes, Callionymidae. Gene Ontology annotation, molecular function: endothelin receptor activity. Bases 1 to 1209 code for a protein of 402 amino acids. Gene Ontology annotation, biological process: vasoconstriction; G protein-coupled receptor signaling pathway; regulation of blood pressure.